UAUGCUUGCAGUUUUAUUAUUUGCUUUGUUACUUUUUUCCUUUGCCUACGUCUUCCUGAACAGUUGGUGGCGCAAGCGCGUAGAGUCGCAAUUAAAUUACUUUUACAGCAAUACAAUAAAACAUGGCGCGGGAAUUUCAGUAGCUGCGACCCUCUGAAUUUUGAGUUGAUGAUGGACGAGAACCGAGUUGGUGAAGAGGGGGUUGUGUCUCCAUCUCUUCGUCUGUAUGAAGCACAGUUCUUUGGAUUCACCCCUCAAACCUGCAUGUUCAGAAUCUACAGUGCAUUUCGAGACUGCCUAUACGAAGUGCUGCUUGUCGUUGAGGAAGUGUGUGUAAGAAAUGUAAGUGGAACUGAACCCAAUGAAGAUCUUCGUUUAAGGGCGAGGAAAUGCACCCAAAAGCUGCAACUGUUCCUCCAAAAGCGUUUCGAAAGCUUAUCAGGCCGCAUGGAAACUCAAUUGCUCAAUAACGUCUUUUCAGUUCCACCUAAUGUGUUGUUACCAGAUGACAAGCCACAUCAAAGAUUCACUGAAGGUUUGCCAGAGGUUCUGAAGCUAGAGUCAUGCCUGGCUGAACUGCACCAUUCAUAUCAAGCAGAGGUUUGUGCCCAGCAGGCCUUGUUAACUGAGCUGGAGGAGCAGAGGGAGGUUCAGGAGCAGCUGGAUGGAAUACUGAGGUGGAUUGGGGAGCUGCAGGCUACUUGGCUGAAGGAGGGAAUGGGCAGCUUCCAUGACAGUUUCCGGGUGAUGGUGCAGUCGGUCAAGAAACUGCAGGAUGUCAUUGGAGAGAUAAGUAAGAAAAGCAGAGAAUUGGAUGAAGACUAAUACAUGGGAUGGGACCUCUUUGGCAUAAAGAAAACAAUUAUUGUCAGGUCCUUCUCAAAUCUGUAUGGUAGUAACAAUUGUUCUGGUAAAAUUGAAUUGGGGCUUGUAACAUAAUUAAUGGAAAAACACACUGACCUGAUUUUUGUUGGUAAGGCAUGAGUAGGCCAUGGAUGUGUACAUUUUUAAAGAUGCUUUGUAUAAAUUUACGGACUGGAUCUAAUCACCACAAGGGGGAAGCAUUGUAUUAUAAUUGAAAAUAAAGGCAGCCUGUCUGUGCUGUUGGACCACUUUGCAUUUGUAAUUAAACAUGUCCUUUGAUAUAUAUUUUAUUCUUCCAUAAUAUUUUCUAUACUACAUUGAACGUAUAUAUUUGCAGUAAUAUUCAUUAAACCUUUCUUUAAGUAAAUAAGUGUUAUCAUUUAAAAUAUUUUAUUAAAAAAUGUUUUAAGUAUAUUAUGUUAUAUAUUUAAAAGCAUGUUUCAAACAUGUACAGUGCUUCUGUAGUAUGUUUACAGCUUUUAUACAUUUCACACAAAACAAGCCUCUUCCUAAAUAAUAUCUGAUACAGACAAAGAUACAGUUGAGAUGUAUUCACCGGUGUAUUCAUUUCCAUAACACUACAGAAUUAU
This is a messenger RNA of Osmerus eperlanus (European smelt), 1454 nucleotides long. Its product is annotated as protein MIS12 homolog. Lineage: Eukaryota; Metazoa; Chordata; Actinopteri; Osmeriformes; Osmeridae. Gene Ontology annotation, cellular component: MIS12/MIND type complex; chromosome, centromeric region; nucleus. Gene Ontology annotation, biological process: mitotic cell cycle; kinetochore assembly; mitotic sister chromatid segregation. The transcript is spliced from 2 exons. The record is from RefSeq and is a predicted model, not a curated record. The annotation marks the transcript as partial.